Molecule: messenger RNA, 1968 nt
Organism: Malassezia restricta
Lineage: Eukaryota; Fungi; Basidiomycota; Malasseziomycetes; Malasseziales; Malasseziaceae
Exons: 1
Coding region: 1-1968 (655 amino acids)
Source: RefSeq, a predicted model, not a curated record
AUGAAUUCUAACGAAGUACCGCCACGCAGGCCAACAUUGACGUUGGUCACUCAACCUACGACUUCGGAAACCCACACUCAUGUCUUAUGGAAGAUGGGGCAGUCUUCGUUACAAAGCACGUCGAAGGACUCAUCCAACUUGGGAAAGAUGUUGAAAUCUGUGCCCAGCGAGGCAGAGCUUAGUCGAUUUAAGACAUCCCAACCUCGUCCACCAAGCAUCACAUGUGUCGAUGAUGACGCAUUGCUGUUGUCAUCAUCUGCUAUUCUCACACCGCGGAGCUUGCUGUUUAAUCAUGCAGACAUGCAUCCAUCAGAUUCUAUGGUGGAAAGUGACACAUUGGGCUCAUCCUGGUCCUCAUGCUCAAAAAUAAUAUGUGGCAGUUACGAAUCACAAGAAUCAGCAUUAACUUCCUGCGAAGAAAUCUCACCAGAAAUCAAGGCUGAAAGUGAAUCGAAUCUAUCAUCAAGUACUGUCACAGCUGAAGAUCGUCUCCAAGCCGUAUGUGAGCUUUUGAAUCGACAAAAAGUCGAUUCGAAUAGUUCCACUCGUCGUGCUCGCAGCUGUAGUGAUCUGGGACCACGACGUGAUUCAUGGGAAACUUUGCAUCCGCAAAAUUCUAAAAAGGAAGCAUUUAUACCACCGAGAGCUGACCCUUCGCAUGCGUCUGUUGACAACGUCACAUCUCAACGCACAUCACCUUCUCUGUCUCCAUCAGAUAUUUCGACAAGUCUGUCACCAGUCCCUCCUGGUCUUGAUGCUAAAGGGCCUGACGACUUGUCCGCAUAUGUUUCAGGUAUUGGUGCCCCUAUUGAUCCCGAUAUUGAAAUGAGUACAUUUGUACAGCUGCAGACAUUCCGAAGUCACACGCGGAGUCGCAGUGUCGGUCGCUUCGACUCUCGUCGGGAACGGUCUAUACAACAAGGUAAGACAAGAGGAGAUAUGGAUGAACGCAUGGCCAACAUGCUUGGUCUCAGUCCUCGCAGGUUCACUUCUAUGACUUCACCACGACCACCACUAGCCCUGAUACGUGACACGGAGCAGAUCCCAGCUUUGGAUGAUCUUGGAAGUGCAGUGUGCAACCCUGGGUAUGUCUUACAUUCAAAAAAACCAGAUCAGCCGAGUGAAACAUCACCCACUAGUCAUUUAGAUGAUACACCUCCAGCUUCGCCCAUUCUCAAGACACCCACUGAAGCAUUGGAGCCUAUCCCUGACGAUGCUGAUUUGUCUUUGGAUUCAAACUCUGAUCUAGUUGAUGAGCAAGGCUUCGAACUCGUCGUUCCUCGCCGAAAGCCUCAUCGCCGUCGGCAUCGAUCUAUUCGUUCUCAUGCAUCUGACUCGGAUAUGAAUCUGAUUGAUAUGAAUGCGCAAGUUGAGGAUGAGGACGAAGAGUCUAGAAGCCGAGGUCGAUGCACGUCUGUCAAGUCGAUCGAGCCUUCGGGAAGCUUGGAUAUGGCUUGCAGCAGGUUGGGUGUAUCGCAUCGCCGCUCCACGCGCCGGAGAAGAAAUGAUUUAAGCUACUCAGCAGCGCUACAAGCGCCAUCUGAAUCGCGUGGUCGUACCAAAGAACGUGGGCGUGGAGAGAGAGUCAAGAUUGUUGUGUCAUCUAACGAAUCUAGUGAACCUGAAAAGCACGCCCCCAAUAUCUUGAGCGUGGACACUUCUUUGGACGAUUUGCAGAAUUCGCCCCGUUCACGACUAUUAAGUAACAGCUCGCAUUUGCUCAUGCUGAGCCUGGAAGUUGCUAUGAUCCAGCAUGACAAAAUUCAUGCGCCUCUUAAACCGCGAUGGGGCAAGAGGCGAGAUGACGAUUUUCAGCCUUUACCACGGAUGGAUGCUCGCAUAAAGCAAUUUCUCACGGAUAAAAAGCUGAAGCAUGCACCAUCCUCUGUCAAGACACCAUCAUUGUAUCAUUAUGUUGACGACUGCGGCUCACGUCUAAAGUACAAUUUGGAAGCAUCCUGCCCAUGA